AUGCAAGUUAAACUGAUAGGAUUCAUUUUAUGUAUAUAUUUUUUGCUUUUAAAAAAUCAUGGUAAAACUAAAUUGAAAAGAAAAACAUAUACUCUUGUAAGAGUAUAUAUAGAAAAGGUUAAGUUAUAUAAAAAAAAAAAAAAAUUAUGGCUAAAUAUUUCAAAAAAAUAUAUAUAUUGUUUUAAUAAAGUUACUGAUUUUACAAAAAUAAAAAAUAAAAACAAUAUGUUAACAUUAAAAGAAAAUAAUACAGGAGAAAUGUUAAGCUCUUGUGAAAAUAUUUUUAAAUUUGAAAAUAUAAGCACUUAUUUAAAUUCAUCUUAUUGGAAAAAUAAAAAUGAAGUAAUACCUUUUAUACAAGUAGCGCCUAUGAUAAAUGUAACUAAUAGGCAUUUUCGUGCACUUGUAAGAAUUUUUACUAAAAAAGCUCAAUUGUGGACUGAAAUGAUAGUUGAUAAUACACUAUUAUAUAAUUUAAAUAAUUUAGAAGAAUACUUAGGUUUCAAUGAUAAUGAACAUCCUAUAGUUUGUCAGUUAGGAGGAUGUGACAUAACUUCCAUGUCGGAAGCAGCUAUUUUAGUUGAACAAGCUGGAUACGAUGAAAUAAAUAUAAAUGUAGGAUGUCCAAGUACAAAAGUAGCUAAUAAAGGAGCAUUUGGUGCAUCUUUAAUGAAAAAACCAGAACACGUUAGAAACAUUGUUUAUGAAAUUAAAAAAAAAGUUCAAAUUCCUGUAACAGUUAAAUUAAGAACAGGAGUUGAUGAUUAUGAUUCCUUUUCAUUUUUAAAAUCUUUUAUAGAAACGGUAUCAUCAGCAGGGUGUAAUCAUUUUAUUGUUCAUGCAAGAAAAGCUUGGUUAAAAGGCUUAGAUCCAAAAAAAAAUAGAAAAAUACCACCAUUAGAAUAUAAAAAAGUAUAUGAUUUAUGUAAGCUUUAUCCUAAUUUAAAAUUUACCUUAAAUGGAGGUGUAAAGACUAUAGAAGAAGCUACAGCUUUAUUAAAUGGAUAUAUGCCACAAAAUAAUGAUUUAAAUCAAAAUAAUUAUGUUUUUGUUGAAAAUUAUAACAUUAACCCACUAAAUGGAGUUAUGAUAGGUAGAGCAUGUAUGGAAAAUACUACUAUUUUAUACCAAACAGAUAAAUUAAUUUAUAAUGAGAAAGUUCCAGAUACUGCAUAUAGUAGAAGAACAGCAUUAAAUGCAUAUAAAUCAUAUUUAGAAGAGAAUUCUAUUUUUUAUAAUGUAGCUAGUGCAUUUGAAUUGUUAAAGCCAAUUUUGGGUAUAUUAAAAGGUAUGCCAGGCCAUAGGCUAUUUAGAAACAAAUUGGAUGUAUAUAUAAGAAAUUAUGCAUCUACACUUCAGUGUUCUGAAAUUUUAGAAAAGGCUAUGAUUGAUGUUGAUAAAAUUGCUCCAGGUUGUUUAGAUUUGCCUUUGAAUGAUUAUAAAAUGCAUCAAGAAUACUUAAAAAAUUAUUAA
Plasmodium gallinaceum is the source of this 1473-nucleotide messenger RNA. Its product is annotated as dihydrouridine synthase, putative. Bases 1 to 1473 code for a protein of 490 amino acids. The transcript has a single exon. NCBI's taxonomy places the organism in Eukaryota, Apicomplexa, Aconoidasida, Haemosporida, Plasmodiidae. The record is from RefSeq and is a predicted model, not a curated record. Gene Ontology annotation, molecular function: tRNA dihydrouridine synthase activity; flavin adenine dinucleotide binding. Gene Ontology annotation, biological process: tRNA dihydrouridine synthesis.